UCAUUUUGUUUCGGUCUUCUCUCUCUAAAACACCUCCACACACACUCUCUCUCUAAAACAACGAGGUGAAGACAACGACGAAUUCUUCAAAUUCCUCAUAUACAUAUACGUGUGUACGCGGAAUAGGGUCUUUUCGUCUUCAACUCUCAUCGAAUUUAUUCGCAAUAUAAAUUCAACAAAUUUCCAAUUUCUCUCUCUCUCCUUGAUUGAUACAUGUGCCAGUAGGUGAUACAUGUGAACAGAUUUUAAUAGUCAAUCCAGGUCUGGUUUGGUUUAAUUCACUUCAAUCGGAGGAGAAAAAAUGCCGGCUUGGUGGGGGAAGAAGGGGCGGAGCAAGGAUUCGGUGAAGAGUUCAUCGGUGAAGAAUGAGAAGAAGAGAGGGAAGGAGAUUGACAGCCAUAGAGUCAACAGCUUGGACGAAGGUCUACUGCAGCCGACGCCGAGAAUCAGCAGAGAUUUUUCCGCCGGCGUUAGAGAAUUGAGCGGCCGAGAUUCAUCUGGCUUCUCCGGCUUCGAUUCGGCGUCUUCGUUGGAUAAAGGCCAGCCGCAGCCGUUGCCUAGGCCGUUGGGGGCAUCGAAUGAUCAUAGUCAUGGCGUCGGGUCUGGAUCUGGAUCGGGUUCGGUUUCGAGCGUCAGUUCUUCUGGGUCGUCCGAUGAUCACGCUCAAGUUGCGGCUGAUCAGCCUGCUUUUAGAGGACAUGGCGAGAACAGAUUGAGUCCUUUGAUGAGAAGCCCAGCCCGAGCUUCCAGGUGCAGUACAACACCCGUAUCACCCCUUCAUGCGCGUCUUGGUGGAAUGAGUUUGGACUCUCCGGGUGGGAAGCUGGAAGAAGGGAAGAGCGAGCUUCAUAAACUUCCCCUUCCACCUGGUUCUCCAGCUAGCCCUUCUGCGUUACCAACCCCAAGAAGUCCUGGUACAAAUGAAAGCUCGAGUUAUAAUGCUUCUAAAUGGAGAAAAGGAAAGCUUCUAGGAAGAGGCACUUUUGGUCAUGUUUACCUUGGCUUUAACAGUGAGAAUGGGCAAAUGUGUGCCAUAAAAGAAGUUAGACUUGUUUCAGAUGAUCAGUCAUCAAAAGAAAGUCUCAAGCAACUGAAUCAGGAAAUAAGCUUGCUAAGUCAGCUUUCACAUCCAAAUAUUGUUCAAUACUAUGGAAGUGAUCUGAGUGAAGAAAGGCUAUCAGUUUAUUUGGAGUAUGUUUCUGGAGGUUCCAUCCACAAAUUACUGCAAGAAUAUGGUGCGUUUGCCGAACCUGUUAUCCAAAAUUACACCCGUCAGAUCCUCUCUGGUCUGGCCUACUUGCACGGGCGCAAUACUGUACACAGAGAUAUCAAGGGAGCAAAUAUUUUGGUAGACCCAAAUGGUGAAAUUAAACUUGCUGAUUUUGGAAUGGCAAAACAUAUAGCUAACUGUUCAUCAAUGCUCUCCUUCAAAGGAAGUCCUUAUUGGAUGGCACCUGAGGUGGUUAUGAAUACAAAUGGAUACAGCCUUCCAGUAGAUAUCUGGAGCUUAGGAUGCACAGUUCUUGAAAUGGCUACUUCUAAACCGCCCUGGAGCCAGUAUGAAGGGGUUGCUGCUAUAUUUAAAAUUGGAAACAGCAAAGAUGCUCCAGAAAUUCCAGAGUACCUAUCUGCUGAUGCAAAAGGUUUCAUAAGGCUAUGCUUGCAGCGGGAGCCAUCUGCCAGGCCAACUGCAUCCCAGUUACUCACUCACCCUUUUGUUAGAAAUCAAACAACAGCACGGGCUAAUGUCAAUAUAACAAGAGAGGCUUUUCCUCGGUCUUUUGAUGGAAGCCGCACACCGACUGCUCAGGAAAUGCAGUCCAGCAGACCGAAGAACAGCUCUUUCGAUAGAGAUGAUGGUCCGAGGUUAAAUAUACCAAGGACCUUAUUAAGCCCUAGGGAUGACACGAGAAUGAUUACAUCACUGCCUGUAUCUCCCUCCUCAAGCCCAUUACGACGUGAUGUAGGGGCGUACAACAGCUUUUUCCUUUCUCCACAGCACCCCUCUUAUCCUUAUGUUGGGCAGAGCAGUCAAAAUUAUAGUGAUCACUCGGUAUUUCCGUUAAGGCCCAUCUCAAGAACAUCGCUCGAAAUCCCACAAUUUAGAGCUCAAGCGCCAUUUAGAUCUCCAACGAGGAACAUACUAUAGUAGUCCAGAGAUGUGAUGAAAAAUCCCAACCCACACAAUGCUCGUAGAGCUGUACUCGUGUGAUAAUGAGCUAAAAUACGAGGUGUGGAGCAGGCGAGUUGAGUUGCCUGCUUCCUCGAAACAGUACAAUGGCCAAAGGUAGCUCUAGCUGAGCGAGCUUUAAGUAAUCAUGGUAUGAAACUCAAUUUGACAGUUCCGUUGAACGUAAUCUAUAUGAUGGCCAUGUAAAUAGAUAGAGAAAGAGAGAGACCAUAGAGCUUCUGUAUGCUAUCAGAACACUGAUAACUGAUAAAGACUGUUGGUUGGGAAUUUCAAAUGAAUCUUUCUAGUCGCA
Salvia hispanica is the source of this 2483-nucleotide messenger RNA. RefSeq names its product mitogen-activated protein kinase kinase kinase 3 (gene MAP3KA). The record is from RefSeq and is a predicted model, not a curated record. Gene Ontology annotation, cellular component: cytoplasm. NCBI's taxonomy places the organism in Eukaryota, Viridiplantae, Streptophyta, Magnoliopsida, Lamiales, Lamiaceae. Gene Ontology annotation, biological process: MAPK cascade; protein phosphorylation. Gene Ontology annotation, molecular function: MAP kinase kinase kinase activity; ATP binding.